AUGCGGCGCUCCCAGCCGGCGGCGUGGGCGGCGGGCGGCUGGUCGGACCUCGCGUCGGAGCUGUGCGGCGUCAUCCUGAGCCGUGUGCCGUCCCUGGCCGACCGCGCCCGCUUCCGCUGCGUGUGCCGGCAAUGGCGCCACGCCGCCAAGCAGCAGUGGUGGCUCCUCCCGCCGCCGUUCCCAUGGCUCUUCCCCACCGCCUCCGACGACGACGACCGACGCCGCCGCCGCUUCGUCAGCCUCCCCGACGGCGCCACCCACCACAUCGCCGUCCCCCAAAUCAACCUCGAUCAGUACCCCACCUGCGAAGCCUUCGGCGAGUGGCUCCACUUCCCCAACGCCGAGACCGGCACCCACCUGCUGGUGAACCCGCUCGUCCCCUCCGGCUCCGGCGCCACCACCAUCGAGCUCCCGCCAAUGAAGCUCCUCAAGCUCGUCGUCUGCCCGGGCGGCGACCUCGUCGCCGCCAUCGCGUGCGUCCAUCUCCCCCCCCCUACGGCGUCGCCUUCUGCCGCCGCCGCCAGCCGUCUGCUCUACGCCCUGUACGGCCGGACCACGCUCUACGCCUACGGCCUGGACGAUUGCGAGCCCAGGUGCGUGAUCGCCGAUCCCCGGCCCAUCACGGAGGCCGAGGAGCGGUUCAUUGCGUUACAUCACUACGACAUCAGGUACUUUCUCGUCCCCGGCGGCGGCGGCGGCGGCAAGAAGCUGCUGCUGGUCCGCAGCGAGGGCGAGAGCUUCGUGGUGUUCGAGGCCGACGGCGGCACGGGGCGGUGGUCGGAGGUGGCGGGGCUGGACGACGGCGAGGCCCUGUUCGUGAGCGCCAACUGCUCCGGGGCCUUGCCGGUCUACGGCGGAGCCGGGAACUGCGUCUUCUUCGUCUGGGAAUCGCCCCGGCCGCGGUACCAUUGGUCCGUCGACCGCAGUGGCCGCAGCUUCAGGGUCUAUGACAUGAGCACCAAGACCAUCCGUGAUGCCAUCGUCUCUCCGCUCAAAUCCCAUGGCUGCCACACCACCGGAUCCUGGCUCUUCCCUUCCCUUCUCCCUUGA
Messenger RNA from Brachypodium distachyon (stiff brome), 1050 nucleotides. RefSeq lists its product as uncharacterized. The record is from RefSeq and is a predicted model, not a curated record. Gene Ontology annotation, molecular function: protein binding. Lineage: Eukaryota; Viridiplantae; Streptophyta; Magnoliopsida; Poales; Poaceae. The coding region runs from base 1 to 1050 and encodes 349 amino acids. The transcript is spliced from 2 exons.